Molecule: messenger RNA, 879 nt
Organism: Aricia agestis (brown argus)
Lineage: Eukaryota; Metazoa; Arthropoda; Insecta; Lepidoptera; Lycaenidae
Gene: Sod2
Product: superoxide dismutase [Mn], mitochondrial
Exons: 5
Coding region: 88-735 (215 amino acids)
Biological process (GO): superoxide metabolic process
Cellular component (GO): mitochondrion
Molecular function (GO): metal ion binding; superoxide dismutase activity
Source: RefSeq, a predicted model, not a curated record
UGAAAAAAAUAUAAAAUUGCAGCUCUUUUCGUGCAGUGCGGGUUGCGUAAUAAAUUAACGAGUUUCUGCAUUUAAUAACAGUAUAAAAUGUAUUCCACUUGCAGAUUUGGAUCCUUACUCCGGGCGGUCGGCACUCGCCAAAAGCACACUCUGCCUGACCUACCCUACGAUUAUAAGGCAUUGGAACCGGUGGUAAGCCGCGAUAUUAUGAGCCUACACCAUAGCAAGCACCAUGCCACUUAUGUGAACAAUUUAAACGCGGCUGAAGAGAAAUUAGCUCAGGCACAGAGCAAAGGUGACAUUGAAACAGUCAUUAAUCUGGCUCCAGCGCUCAGGUUCAAUGGUGGUGGUCACAUCAACCACACAAUCUUCUGGCAGAAUCUCUCCCCUAAUGGUGGAAAACCCUCCGAUGCCCUUUGUCAGGCAAUUGAAAGGGAUUUUGGAUCAGUGGAAAACAUGAAGAAUCAGCUGGCAGCUGCAUCUGUCGGCGUACAGGGUUCCGGCUGGGGCUGGCUGGGCUACAACAAGACCAUGAAGAAGCUGCAGAUUGCCACCUGCCAAAACCAGGACCCCUUGCAACCCACUACUGGUAUCAUUCCUUUGUUUGGCAUUGAUGUCUGGGAGCAUGCUUACUACCUGCAGUACAAAAAUGUGAGAGCUGAUUAUGUUAAGGCAAUAUUCGAUGUAGCAAAUUGGCAAGAUGUAUCUGCAAGAUACGAGAAGGCAUUGAAGUAGAUUGAAGUGAACUAAUCUCAGCAUUUUAAAUAUUAGUAGCGGAAUGAUGUGAGCAUGGCUGUAGUGAUUUCUUAUCAUCACAUGGUUAUUUGUGAUGUUUUUUAAGUUUAAUAUAUAUGCACUGAUAUUAUACUGUUAUAUACA